This is a messenger RNA of Malaclemys terrapin pileata, 3302 nucleotides long. RefSeq names its product DNA helicase B (gene HELB). Lineage: Eukaryota; Metazoa; Chordata; Testudines; Emydidae. The record is from RefSeq and is a predicted model, not a curated record. Bases 32 to 3292 code for a protein of 1086 amino acids. The transcript is spliced from 13 exons.
CCCCCCCUUCGGCCGGGCCCAGCGAGGAAACAUGGCCCAGGCCCGCGGGAGGACGCGGCCCGUGAGCGAGCUGUGGGGGGUGCUGCUGCCGGCGAAGGGCAGGGAGGCGGAGGUAGAGGAGGAGCAGGACGACCCGCAUCCCGAUCCCGACUCGCUCUUCGUGGACGCCUCCGAGCUGUGCAGCAGCGGGCGGGUGCUCCGGGUUUCCCUGCCCGCGCGCCGAAAGGUUAUAAUACAGGAUGAAAGAUCCCAAAAGACGUAUGAAGUGGUUGGAUAUUUUCCAUUGGUUGGCCCUUGGUGGAAAGUUAAUGUUAAAGUUAAAUUGGUGGACUCAAAGUACUUUGUGCAAGGAUAUCCGUCAUACUUCCUACGAACCGAUAUAAGGGAAAACCAAAAUGCAGUUUUUUCACUCUUUUUUAAAGAGUGCUGUGUUCCUGAUAAUUUCAGAGAGGAGUUUUUUAAGUGUUUUCCUGAGAUAUCUGAUCUGAACUUCAGAAACCUUGAAGAAAAACUUAAUCAGUUUCAAGAGUCAAAAUUAAAUCUUCAGCAAGGGAACACCUCUAUUGAGACGAAAAAUUUUAAUAUUUUUUAUUAUAUUAUGCAAUCAUUUACAGGAAAGACUGUUUUGGUAGCUUUGAGUUUCCCAGUGAUAAUGGAGUUCCUGCCAAGACUUCUACCACGUCAUUUUUGCAAUAUUAUAGAGGCGGUGAGCUGGCAUAAAGUGACCAAACAGAACAGCAAAAGUGAUGAAAAAGUUUCUCCUGAAGAUGAGAUACUACCAAAAUUAGAUGAGAUGUUAAAAAAAGAGCCAUGGAAACUUGGAUUCAGCAGGAUAACCUACAAAGAACUGAAUCUUUCCACUUGUGAGGCAACUUGGGCAGCCUUCUGUCAGUGUGAGCAUCUCCUCUGGAAGAUUCCUGAAUUGCAGAAGAAUGCAUUAAUAAUAUACGAUAAGCUCAAGCAAAGAUGUAGAGAAAUGGGGCAUACCUAUGAAGAACAAGACAUUUUGACUUCUUUAGUUUCUAAAGAUAUGCCCAUUGAACAUGCCUGGCAAUCCUUGAAAUUUAUGAAAGAUGAGAAGAUAAUGAUUGGUGAGAAGAAACUGGUAUUUCUUUCUCAUCUUUACAAAUCUGAAAAAGACAUUGCACUUUCUGUAAAUCAUCUAAUGAAAAAUGACCCAUGGCAGUUACCUGUUGAUGUGAGAAAAGUACUUAAUGUUAGAGAUACCACCAAAUCAAAAGCAAAUGGAGAUAUUAAAAUAAAUAAUAACCAGCCUCCUGAAACAGAGCAAGUGGAGGGCAGUAAUGGCCCAGAUAUACAAAACAACAGUGACAGUGAUUUUCUUUAUAACGAACAGGUACCAGACAUAGAAGCUACAAGUGAGGCAGAAGUGGACCCAGAUCAAAUGAAAGCUGUGAAAAUGAUUUGUUCUAAUCCAGUGACAAUCAUAAGUGGAAAAGGGGGUUGUGGGAAGACUACUGUAGUUAGCUGCCUUUUUCAGUAUUUAAAGCAGGUGGAAAAAGAAGUGGCAAGUGCUUGUAAUGAUUUUGAAAAGGACCUGGAUGCAUCUGCUGAAUGGAAUACCUUUAAUAAUUUUUGUCAGGAGAACAUUUGCACAAAAAACCUUUUAAAUGUUUUACUUACUGCACCUACAGGAAGAGCAGCUAGCCUGCUGAAUGAGAAAACAGAGCUUCCCGCUUACACUCUCCAUCAGGUCAUCUACAGUUUUUAUUCAUGGAGAUUAAGAGAUGGACGAAUGCCGUGGAAGUUUUCUACUGUGACAGUUCUGGUUGUGGAUGAAGGAAGUUUAGUACCUGUACAAAUGCUUAGUUCAGUUUUAAAAUUGCUGUGUGACCACGCUCAACUUGCCAAGCUUAUUAUACUUGGUGAUAUCAGACAAUUACCCAGCAUUGACCCUGGCAACAUGCUCGCUGAUAUAUUUGAGGGUCUAAAAUCUAGAGGCUGGUCUGUGGAACUGAGAACUAAUCACAGAGCUGAGUCUCAGCUAAUUGUAGACAAUGCCACAAGAAUCUCCCAGCGAAAAUUCCCAGAGUUUGACUCAGUGCUCAAAGUCUCUGAUUGGAGUGAAAAGUUGACAAUGCCAAGCCCCGAGAAGAAAUUUAUUUAUGUUGUUUUGCCUUCUGGACAUGGUGCUCACUAUUUGCAAACUGCCAUACAAACUUUACUUGAAAAAGGACCUGGACUACAAGAUGCCAAACAAUCACAGUUCAUCGCUUUCAGAAGGCAAGAUUGUGAUCUAAUAAAUGAACUCUGUUGUCAGCACUAUUCAAAACAUUUAACCAGAAACCAUAAAAAUCGACUGGUGUUCCAAUGUGAUGACAAAAUUUGUUCCACGAGGAAUGCCUAUCUCAAGGACCUUCUUCCAAAAAAUAACACAGCUUGCACAAGGGAAAGUGACUCUCAGAAUCCUAAUCAAUGUGAAUGCACAGGGUGUUGUAGAAGAAAAGCCUUCUUGAGUGGACAAAAGCUACCUGGUGAUCUUGGGGGCAGUGCUGAGGAUGACAGACGAUUGUGCAAUGGAGAAAUAUUUUUCAUAACAGAUGAUGUAGAAGUCGAUAAGUGUCGUUUAUUGACCAUCAGCAGCACGUAUGGCUCCAAAUUCACUGUGGUGUAUGAGGCACUGAAGAGAGAGUGUCAAAUAAAGCAUGCAUGGGCCAGAACUAUUCACACAUUUCAGGGUUCAGAGGAAAGAACAAUUGUCUAUGUAGUCGGGAAUGCAGGCCCACAGCACUGGCAGCAUGUAUACACAGCUGUGACUCGAGGAUGCUGCCGGGUCUAUAUUGUGGCUGAAGAGACUCAACUCAGGAAAGCAGUUACUACGAAGAGCUUUCCCAGAAAAACUCGCUUACAACAACGUUUAAGAGAGACCUUUGCAGAAAUGAGUGACUCUUCAGAACAAAUGUCAUCUCACCUAAAGGGUUGUUGGCAAAGUCAAGGGCAUGAUACUCAACCUGGUCCUAUUUCAGUAACUGAGGAUAUUCCCCUCUCUUCUGUACCUGUUGAAGAUGACUUCAUUAAAGCGGAAGAUCCUGCAGUUCUUAAUGACAUACAAACUAAUAAUGGACAGUGGAGUACUGCUGAACUGGCCAGUGCAGGUAGUGAGACUCCCGUUAAAUCAAAUGGAUGUAAAAGACCAGGCAGUUUUACAGAUAGUUUUGAAAGUCCUUCAAAAGUUACUAUGGUAAAUAACGAAGGCUCGCCCCUUGCGUCAACCAGACUUCAGAAUCUGACUUUGAGGAGCCCAACUCCCAAGCAGCUUUUUGGACCUUAACAAUCAAGUA